CCGGUACCCAUAACACAACAAUCAUGUUUAUCAUCUAUGUUUUCCUAUUUCUCUCUUCAGCCAUUAUAGAUUCCAAUGAGCUAGCAAUGGCCCAAAAGCUGGAAGCAAUUGGUGGGAAAGGGGGUAAACAGUGGGAUGAUGGAGCUGACCAUGACUAUAUAACAAAGGUUUAUAUACGAGGUGGUCGUGAAGGAAUUCAUUACAUCAAAUUGGAUUAUGUCAAGGAUGGCCAAUCCAUAGAUGGAUCAGUCCAUGGUGUUUCGGGUGACGGUUUCACACAUACUUUAGAGAUUGACCAAUCCAAUUAUGAACACAUUGUGUCUGUUGAUGGUUACUACGAUGACAAGACCGGUGUGAUGCAAGCCCUUCAAUUUAAAACCAACCUGAAGACUUUUGAAUUAAUUGGAUACCCAAAGGGUACGAAGUUUUCACUUGAAGUCAAUGGCAAGAUUAUCAUUGGUUUACAUGGAUUUUCAGGAAAAUUCCUAAACUCCCUUGGAGCAUAUGUAACAAUGGCUCCUCCUACUAAAUCGGAACUCGUCGGUGGUUUAUAUGGAGGUGUAUAUUGGGACGAUGGUCCUUAUUAUGACGGUGUAAGAAAAAUGUAUGUUACUUAUACUAACUAUCUUAUUAGGAGUAUCAGCACCGAUUAUGACAAAGAUGGCCAAGUGGUAACAUCUUAUCACGGUAGCAAGGAUGGAGAGACAAAGGAGUUUGCGAUUGACUAUCCAAACGAAUAUUUGACGACAGUUGAAGGUACCUACAAUACAAUCCCCGAGGAUGGCGUUUUGGUCAUUAGGUCGUUGAGUUUCAAAACAUCCAAAGGAAGAAUCUCUCCCACGUAUGGAUUAGUGUCUGGUACUGAAUUCGUGUUCGAGAGACAAGGUAAUGCUAUUGUUGGGUUUCAUGGACGGGAUGGGGGUGGCUUCGAUGCUAUGGGAGUAUAUUUCUCACCGAUAGUUACUUCGUAAUUAAGAAUUAUGAAGAUUAUAAAUUCUUAGGGUUCCAUGGAAAAACUAGCUAGUCAUGACGAGUUUUGGAAAGUUUGACCAUGGUGCUUUAAUGCUUUCUAGUAGUAUCUUUUACUCUGUACUCUGCGUGUUGUAUGUCUCAACUGUUGUUAAUUUGGUGUUGGUUUUCCAUUCCGCAAAUCUCAUGUAAUAACACAAGGUUUGACUAUUCAAGCCUAUCUCAAUAUAUAUAUUUUCCACAUAAAAGAAUUUUUAUAUCAUUAUUACC
Thlaspi arvense is the source of this 1239-nucleotide messenger RNA. Lineage: Eukaryota; Viridiplantae; Streptophyta; Magnoliopsida; Brassicales; Brassicaceae. The record is from the annotation of a GenBank genome assembly.